This is a messenger RNA of Dermacentor silvarum, 1129 nucleotides long. RefSeq lists its product as uncharacterized. The record is from RefSeq and is a predicted model, not a curated record. NCBI's taxonomy places the organism in Eukaryota, Metazoa, Arthropoda, Arachnida, Ixodida, Ixodidae. Bases 129 to 1118 code for a protein of 329 amino acids. The transcript has 8 exons.
UGCAGUGCCUGACAGCAGCAGAGGGCACACUGUCCACACUCUUGGCUUCUCAGGCAGCCAGCCAAGCCAAAUCUCAUGAAGUUGCAGACGAAGAGCAGCACUUGCUGAAUGCCCUGCUUAGCAUACUCAUGCUGUGUGACUACCACGAAGGCGAACUCACCAGUGUACUGGUGAGUGUUAUCGAAAAGUUGGAUGGGUGGCGAGAGUUUGAAUCCACGUCACUUGGCAAGGCUAAAUCAGAGAGGGCCUGGUGGUUUCAGUCACUGCAAAGUCUGUUGAUGCCUUAUCUGCAGAGUGUUGUAGCAAGCCUCACAACACCCAUCCUUACAAGCACACGAGAGAAGCAGUGCUUGUGGCUGCAUCAAAUGUGGGAGGAGAUUGAGCAGCACUCCAAAACUUCGAGUAACCUGCAGGGGGAGAGCCUGUUGGUGGAACUGCUGUCAUGUACCAUGGCUGUGGUACCAACUUUUCCUGCACCACUGCUGGCCUGCUUGACCAGGCUAGGUGGGCUUGUUGCCAAAGUGGGUGUGGUCUCUGCUAGCAACUCAGCUGCCAUGCAGGUGCUGCUGUCAACACUGUACGACAUUCUUCACAGCUCGAGGCAACUGGAUGAGCUCUUUGGAUCUCGACUUGACUCAAAGAUAAAUCUAGAGUGUGCUCACAUUGCAAAUGAGAUGAUAGCACAUGCACUGCAGCUUACUGGACACCAGGAAGACGAACUACUUGGAAGCCAUGAUUGUGAUGAGAGAGUGCUCAACUGCUUGAACUUGCUGGCUGGAUUACUCACUGCAGAAAGGGACACAUCUUGGGAAGAAAGCCUCUCUCGGACAGCUGAAGAUAUUACUCUGGGUUUGGUUGCAGAACAGCUGAUGAGAACACCACAAGGGCCACAGAACAUCAAAUAUUUGCACACUGUGCUUCGUCAAAACGAGCCCUGGAUAAGACAUACCCUUGCCAUCCCACCAUCAGACCACCACAUGGUUACACUGCCUUCGCAGAGCAUACUUGAUCUUAGGAGCAGUCAUCAGACAACAAAGGAACACAAGUUCAACCCUCUAGAAGCAUAUGCCACCUGCCUACAUAUCGCACAAAACUGUGACAAGACUCCUACUCCUUAAUAAAGCUUUUU